AUGCAUCACUCCCAUGAUAAAGAAGAGAAUGUGCUUCAUGUGCUAGAGCUAUACAAACAGAAAGUUAAGUAUCUUACUGGCAACAUAGACUUUCUGAAAGAUGAGCAUCACAAGAUUUUAAAGAGCUUACAUGAAGAAAUUGAACGUAUGAAAUAUGAGAACAAGGAGCUCAAGUUUAAAUUGAUUAUUUCGGAUGGUAAUCCACCUGCUUGGAUGCAGGAAAAAGGAUGGCAUGAUAAAAAGGAAAGUAAAAGUGCAGUUUCAAGUUCACCUUCCAGGAGAAACCAUAAGGUUUAUGAUGAAGAGAUCAGUUUGUUGCGGGAUAAUCUGAGCCAUGAAAAGAACAAGAACAAAGUGCUGCAAGAAGAACUAAACGCCAUGAACUCACUUGAUCUCGAUUGCAAUCUAAACGAAUCACCUGAUGAAUUUGAUCUUGAUGUUCCUAACACAAUUGAAGAAUGCUACACUUUGAUCAGCUCUCUGAGGUCUGAGAAUGAUGCCCAGCAGAAGGAGAUAGCAUACCUUCAAGGAAAAUUAAAUGAACAAGACAAUUCUGCCCAUUCUCAAGCCAGUGAUCAUCGGGUUAUGUCAUCGCUGCCUGCUUUGAGACCAGCCUUGCAAAGUAAGGUUGUUCAUCGGAUGAAGAGACAACAAAUAAUGACCAAAGAGAAGAACAGGCAUGACAUCUUAAAGGAGUUAUAA
Molecule: messenger RNA, 702 nt
Organism: Bolinopsis microptera
Lineage: Eukaryota; Metazoa; Ctenophora; Tentaculata; Lobata; Bolinopsidae
Exons: 2
Coding region: 1-702 (233 amino acids)
Source: RefSeq, a predicted model, not a curated record